Molecule: messenger RNA, 1035 nt
Organism: Myripristis murdjan (pinecone soldierfish)
Lineage: Eukaryota; Metazoa; Chordata; Actinopteri; Holocentriformes; Holocentridae
Gene: sox1a
Product: SRY-box transcription factor 1a
Exons: 1
Coding region: 1-1035 (344 amino acids)
Biological process (GO): negative regulation of transcription by RNA polymerase II; neuron differentiation; brain development
Cellular component (GO): nucleus
Molecular function (GO): DNA-binding transcription activator activity, RNA polymerase II-specific; RNA polymerase II cis-regulatory region sequence-specific DNA binding
Source: RefSeq, a predicted model, not a curated record
AUGUAUAGCAUGAUGAUGGAAACUGACCUCCAUUCCCCUGGUCCCCAAACGAAUACGACCACGGGGCAAACGGGGCCGACCAGCGGGUCUAAAGCGAAUCAGGACCGGGUGAAGAGACCUAUGAACGCGUUCAUGGUGUGGUCCCGUGGGCAGCGGAGAAAGAUGGCACAGGAGAACCCCAAAAUGCACAACUCUGAGAUCAGCAAGCGGCUGGGCGCCGAGUGGAAGGUGAUGUCCGAGGCUGAGAAGCGCCCUUUCAUCGACGAGGCGAAACGGUUGCGAGCCAUGCACAUGAAGGAGCAUCCGGAUUACAAGUACCGGCCAAGACGGAAGACCAAGACGCUGUUGAAAAAGGACAAGUAUUCCCUUGCUGGCGGUCUGCUUUCUGGGGCCGGUGGGGGCGGUGGAGUUGGUUUAGGGGUCGGCAUGAGUUCAUCCGGGGUCGGGCAGAGGUUAGAGAGCCCCGGGGGUCACGGGGGCUCCGCCAGCUCCGGCUACGCACACAUGAACGGCUGGGCGAACGGUGCGUACUCGGGGCAGGUGGCUGCAGCGGCGGCGGCCGCAGCGAUGAUGCAGGAAGCUCAGUUAGCCUACAGCCAGCACCCGGGAAGCGGGGCGCACCACCACCACCACUCACACCACCACCAUUCACACAACCCCCAGCCCAUGCACCGCUACGACAUGACAACCCUGCAGUACAGCCCCAUCUCGAACUCUCAGAGCUACAUGAGCGCCUCUCCAUCUGGCUACGGAGGGAUCACCUACACGCAGCACCAGGGCUCCGGCGUCUCCUCCUCAGCUGCCAUGGGGACGUUAGGGUCGCUGGUGAAGUCGGAGCCGAGUGUAAGCCCCCCCGUCAGCAGCACACACUCACGGGGUCCUUGCCCCGGAGACUUGAGAGAGAUGAUAAGCAUGUAUUUACCGACCGGAGAGCCGGGGGACCCGUCAGUGCAAAGUAGACUCCACGCCUUGCCGCAGCAUUACCAGAGCGCCACGGCUGGAGUGAACGGGACGGUCCCUCUAACACACAUUUAG